Messenger RNA from Rhodotorula graminis WP1, 636 nucleotides. RefSeq lists its product as uncharacterized. Gene Ontology annotation, molecular function: carbon-sulfur lyase activity. The transcript has 3 exons. Bases 24 to 593 code for a protein of 189 amino acids. The record is from RefSeq and is a predicted model, not a curated record. Lineage: Eukaryota; Fungi; Basidiomycota; Microbotryomycetes; Sporidiobolales; Sporidiobolaceae.
GAACCCGACACUCCAUCUUCACCAUGUCCCUCGCUGCCGCCCCGAAGAACGAGCCCUACUUCCCGCUCGCCGGCCUCGCCGACGACGGCUGGUCGAACGAUACGGAGGCGACCGCGACGUGUUACUGCGGCAAGGUCCAGAUGAAGUUCCCUCACGAAGCCCCCGGCCUCGUUGAUACUUUCGCAUGUUCUUGCUCGGAUUGUAAAUCGUUCAGCGCGACGUCCUUCGCCACGAAUUUCGUCGCACUCGACUCGCACACGUCGUUCGUGCGCGGCGAGGAGCUCCUCACCGAGUUCUCGCAGUCCAAGACGAUCGGGUCCGGCGGGUGGAUGAAGCAGCACUUCUGCAAGGUGUGCGGCACGCUCAUGUUCCGCACGGGCGAGGUUGCGCCGGGCGUGCGCAUCAUGCGCGUCGGGACCGUCGACGACCACAUGCUCGCCCAGACCAAACUCGCGCCGCGCAUCGAGCAGUACACCAAGGACAAGUUCUCCUGGAUCGGCCCUCUCGACACCGAGAUCAAGUGCGAGGCCUCGAUGGACUUCGGCGCCGUCCUCGGCAAGACGGAUCGCUGGGCGCCCAAGGCCAAGGCCUAGCUGUAGCGCAGACGUCUGUAACCUGGUCCCGACACGUUCAGUC